AUGAACAAGAUCAAGCUCCACAUCGAGAGUGAGAACUUCACGGACGAAAGCCACAGAACCCCCGUCCGUGCCCUUCCUUCAACAUGGUACACCUCCCCAGAGAUGUUUGAGCUUGAACGGCGCGCCAUCUUCUCCAAGAAAUGGCUCCUCGUCUCGCACCAAAACAGACUCCCUAACGCUGGUGACUGGCUCAAGUUCAACACGACAGGUUACGAGUUUGUCGUCGCUCGUGAUCGAAAGGGUAACUUGAACGGCUUUCACAACGUCUGUCGCCAUCGGGCCUUCCCAGUCGUCCAGGGUGGAACUUCAGGAAACUCGUCAAUCUUUGCCUGCAAGUAUCACGGCUGGUCUUAUGGUCUGAGUGGCAACCUCGCCAAGGCCCCCAACUACGAUGUGCUUGAUGGAUUCGACAAGAGCCAGAACGGUCUCUUCAAGAUUCACCUCAAGAUCGAUGCAUAUGGCUUCAUCUGGGUCAACCUCGACAGCUCCGACAACCCAGAGCCUUGGGAGAAGCACUUUGACGGCAUCGACCAGCAGGAGAGACUGAACAAGGUCAAGUUUGAGGACUAUGUUCUCGACUACGAGUAUAGCAUGGAGGGCAACUACAACUGGAAGAUUCUCGCCGACAACUUCAACGAGUGCUAUCACUGUCCUACGACGCAUCCUGAUUUGCCUACUCUUGCCGACCUUGGAAAGAUGAAGUGUGAUGCCGACAAGGAAUGGAUCAAACACUCGAGCGUUCAGACCGAGGAGCAGAAGAAGGCCGGUCUUCAACUCGCAAGCACAUAUCUCUACCCCAACGCCUCGGUGGUCGUCCUUCCCCAUUUCAUGAUGAUCCAGCGCUUUGUGCCCACAUCAGCAACCCACUCAUCAAUGCACUACCAAGUCUUCCGCAACAGCAAAUCCUCCGACGAAGAUUUCCAUCUGAUUGCAGACAUGUACCGACGAGUAGUCUCUGAGGAUAAGGAACUUUGCAUCGGCGCGCAGCGAAACCUCGAAGCUGGAGUUUUCAUCAGCGGCGAGCUUCAUCCCCGACUUGAACACGGUCCUUUGUCAUUCCAGGAUGGACACCGAGACGCCAUCCAUGCCCAUGUCAAGCUUGAGAGGGAGGCUGGAAGACAAAUUUGGCCGGCUCGACAGAAGUUGCCCGAUACGGAGGGAGCGAAGAAGAACAUGGAGGAUGAGGAGCUUUGUUCGAGCUUGUCUUGCGGAGGACUUCAGGAAGUUUUGGCGUGGUGA
Messenger RNA from Fusarium pseudograminearum CS3096, 1239 nucleotides. RefSeq lists its product as uncharacterized. The record is from RefSeq and is a predicted model, not a curated record. Bases 1 to 1239 code for a protein of 412 amino acids. The transcript has 2 exons. NCBI's taxonomy places the organism in Eukaryota, Fungi, Ascomycota, Sordariomycetes, Hypocreales, Nectriaceae. Gene Ontology annotation, molecular function: 2 iron, 2 sulfur cluster binding; iron ion binding.